UUCGUUUGGUGAGGUUCACACUGUUCGCUGCCGUUCGUUUUUGUCCACUGUCGACGUGUCUCUCUCUCUCGCUCUCUCUCCAGCCCGUCUCUCUUCGCCGUGCGUGUCUGCCCCGACUUUAUUUACCUUUUAACUCACGUUUCACCAAGAAUAAAGAUCAACUGAAAGUUAUAGUCGUACAAAAGUGCGUUGAAAACGUAGAAAACGCAGAAAACGAAGAGGAAAAGUUGGCGCAGCCCAAAAAGAAAGAAAUCAAAAGAAGCAAAGCAAAGUGCGCGUGUGUGUUUACGUGUGCGUGCGUGUGUGUGAGUGCGUGUCUUUCGUCGCUCCCUUUGCAAAAAAUCAAAAAGUAUCUUGCAGAUACACGACAAUUAUCAAAGACGAAAAAAACUACAUAAAUCUGAUAAUCAGCUUAGGUUUUCCCGUUGUUUUUUUUUUGUUGUUAACAAUUAGGGGUUUGGUAAAAAUUUUCCUCGUUUCGUUGCGGAAUUUUUGUAUGGCGUUCCACUGCCGAAACGUUCCGCACUCUCUUUCGCGCUCGCUGGCUCUCUCUUUUCGUUUUUUUUUUGCUCUCGUGUCGCCUUGCCGCUUUCGGGUUUCAUAAUUUAGUCGCUUUUCGCUUGCGUAUCUUUAUUUAUAUUUUGUUCCGUUUCCAUUGCGUUUCGCUCAGUGUGAAUUUUAAUUGCCCACUUUUUGGAAAAUUCAAAAUACAAAAGAUCUCCACCACCACACGCAAUAUUAAUAGUUUUACAUCCUCUCCUCUCGCCCUCCCCAAAAACAGUUUCUCCGACAAAAUACUAUAUGAUUUCCCCAAGAUCUUGGUGUAUAUAUUUUGUGCAAAAUAAAUACAAAUACAAAUAAAAAACCAUAAAUAAAAUCAAGCUAGCCUUGGCAAAAUCAUUGAAAAAUAUUUUUAAAAAAAUACAUAAAAAAAGAGAAGAUAAAAAACAAAUUGAUUUAAAAGAUAUAUUUAUAUACACACAACGGUUUCACUUUGCAAAGUUGUAUACAAAGUAAAAAAAAAGUAAUAUAAAAAGAAAACAAGAAAGCGAUUUACAGUUAACCACGCAAAUUAUUCAAUUGUUUGGCCACACGCUGCCUCACGGUAUUCAAAGUAAAUAAUACACGAAAAAAAGUGCAAAUCAAUGUGCAAAAUCAAAUUAUGUAUUCAAUAAUUAUCACACAUAAUGCCGCCUAACAAACUAAGCAAACAUGGAUUAACGCAUUUAUUGUAGAUUGUUAUCUAUGGGAUUGAAGUCGACGAAAAAGGUUUGAUCAACAGUUUGCAACGUAAAUCAGUAACUUAAAGUGUUUCAUUUACGUUUCGUACGCGAUUUUUAUGUGUAGACAUCAAAUAAACGCCAACAAAAAAGUAUCUUCAAAAACAUAAGCAGCACCAACAACAACAAGAGAUACAACAACGAAGGGCACAUCUAACGCUGCGGCUAACAGAUGAGCCCCAACAACAGAUGUCAAUUGCUGCAGCCGAAAAUGCAGGGCUUAGCCCAAGUGACUUACCAGAUCAUUGGGCCUCAGGUACAUCAAAUCCAGCGACCUCAACCAGCAGCAGCAGCAGCGGCAGCAGCAGCAGCAUCAGUGCCAGCGGCAGCAACAGCAGCAACAAGUACAACAGCGGCAACAUAUCGGUCUGCAACCUGCCGCGCUCUUCGCCGGCCGCUGCCACAGCAGCCGUUACUCUAUCAUCGGCCGGCGGCGGGAUUGGCAGCAACUUGUUGAGCGGCCUGCAUCACGGACUGGCGCCCGGAACGCAUCCGCUGCAGCGCGCGACGGCAGCCGGCGGAGGCGGGGCUGGUGCUGGUGGGGGCGUGGCAGGCGCCUCGACAGCAGCGGCACUAACACUCCAACAGCAGCAGCAACACCAGCAGCAACAUCAGCAGCAGCAGCAGCAGCAACACCAGCAGCAGCAACUGGCCUACCAGCAGCAACUGCAGCAGCAAAUCAUCUCGCAGCGUUCUAUACAAAAUAAGGUGGCGGCCAACGCUGCCGCACAAACAAAUCUUGCUGCUGCCCUGCAGCGAUCCACUGCCAUUAUGAACGCGGUGGCAUCGCCGAUCUCAGCCAACUCUGCCAACUCCGGCCGGAAGAUACGACGUAAGACGGAUGCAAAGGUCAAUCUGCCCCAAUCACAAAUCAACAAAUGCAACAAUGAGAAGCGACGUCGCGAGGCGGAGAAUGGUUAUAUCGAGCAGUUGUCGGAGAUAUUGACGCUGAACAAGCGUGGAGAUAUGACCUCAACGAAACCGGACAAGGCGGCUAUACUAAACCAAGUGGUUCGAACGUACCGUGAGAUUUGUGACAAGGGCCAAAACCGUGAUAUAUCCUCAACGUCGACGAACAACAACAACUCCGCGACAACGACCAACAACAACACGAACAGUAGCAGCAACAACAACAACACCAGCAAACCGCAAGCAACCUCAACCCGCUGCAGCCGCUGUGCCACGGACAACUGCUCCAUCCAUCCGGUGCAACAGGGCGAGGUCUCGUCGACGGAACCCCCACUCCCGGAACCCUCGCUGCUCCUCGGCCAGGUGCCCGAGAUAUCGGCGUACUUCGAGGCCCUCGAGCACUACAUCAGCGGCGUCGGCUGGGUCCUGCUCCAGGUGAACGCCAACGGCAUCAUUGAGUCCUGCACGCAGAACAUCCGCGACCUGAUCGGCUAUGAGAAACAGGAGCUGUACCACCAGCCGCUCUACAGGUACCUCUAUUCGGGGGAUCACACCAAGCUAGAGCCGAUCAUCAACAACAUGUACAAUCCGAAUGGCGGCGGUAGCAGUUCCGCCAGUAAUCCUGGGCCAGGUGGCAGUUCCGGUGGCCCCUCCGCGGGCGUUUGGGGCGAUCUCGAGGAGCUGAACAACGGCAAUGCCUCCCAGCAGUCCGCAGGCUCCAAUUCCAGUUCCGGCGGAGCGGGAGGCCAGGGAGGAGGCGGAGCAGGAGGAGCAGCGGGAGGAGGAGGAACUGCGGUGGGCAAGUCGAAGCGCAGCAUCUCCACCAAGGUGCGCAUGCUAGUCAAGGACACACGCACUGCCACCCAGACGUCAUCGAACUGCGAGGAAAAGCCACUGAGGCAGUCCGGUCAUCAGGACAAGUACGAGGAGGUGGUCCUUAUAGCGGCUCCAGUCAAGGAUGACGCCGAUGCCAGCAGCUCGGUGCUGUGCCUGAUCACCAGGCCGGAGGACGAGUCUCCGCUGGAGAUCAACAUUCAGCAGCAUGUGCAGCAGCAGCCGAUCGAGCAGAUGACCUUCAAGGUGGACAUCCAUGGCAAAAUACUCAACCUCGAUGCCACGGCCCUGCGGGAGCCGUUCAAGCAGCACCUGCAGACGUGGGUGGGCCGCCUGUGGCAGGACCUGUGUCAUCCGCACGACCUCUCCACGCUCAAGUCGCACCUGCGCGACAUCCAGGAUUCGGUCAGCGCCAACUCGCCGGGUGCCGGACCGGGCACCAGUGUGGUGUCGCGCCCGUUUCGUUUGCGAUUGGGCGCGCCGGAUAUCUAUGUCCAUGUAAAGGCCAACUCGAGACUGUUCCUGAACCAGACGCUCGGCGAGGGCGACUUCAUCAUGUCCGUGCAGACGCUGCUCAACUCGGAGAACGACAUGAACAGCAGCAACACGGGGGCGGGCAGUGGAGGAUUGGGCCUGGGCCAGUUGUGCGCCAUGGCGCCGAGUCCCUCGCUGGCCAGCUCCCUGCUCAGCAGCCUUUCCAUGGACGGCAUGCAUGGGGGAACCGGUACGGGUUCGGGUCCCUCCUCCUCGCCGGCGGCCUCUGGCCUGCUGCCCACCCAUCUGCUGGGCGGACUUGUGGGCGGUGGCCAGCAGGGCGGCGGUGGCAACAGCACACAGACAACGAGCGUGGGCGGACCACUGAUGAGCAGCGCCAUUAUCAACGGCAGCGGUCUACAGCAGCAACAGCAGCAGCAGCAACGAUCCGGCGCCAGCUCCUCGGCCAGCUCGUCGGCCAAUGCGCUGGUCAACGCGUUCACCGCCUCGCCGGCAGCCGCGGAGCAUAACUUCUACGGAAGCGAUACCUUCGAAUUCGACAUUGCAGCACAUUCCUCAUUCGAAUUGGAUCCCAGCGGCGUGGGACCCUGGACCGAUUCGCGUCCCAAUUCGAGAGCCUCGGUGGCGACGCCAGUCAGCACGCCGCGUCCUCCGUCGGGACACGGAUUCAGUCCGGCUGUUUGCGCCUCCCCGGCCACGCCCUAUCAGCUCUCCUCGCACUCCGCCGCCAGCCUACCAUCGCCGCAGUCGAAUGCCAGCGCCGGCGGAGGCAACUAUGGUUUCAACUUCCACUCCUUCGAGACGGUCGAUGGCAAGCCCGAGAAGGAUGUCCAACAAAGCCAGCAGCAGGUUAACAACAACAGCAGCAGCAGUAAUCCUCUAAUGGGUGGCGGGUUGCCAAAUGGAGUUGGAGGCUUGUUGCUCUCCCAGCAGCAGCAGCAGCAGCAACAACAGCAGCAAACACCGCCGCAGCAACAGCAGCAGCAGCAACAGGAGUCCUCGGAGCGAUUGCGCCACCUGCUGACCAAGUCGCAGAGCAUGGCCGGCGGUCUGGGAGGAUUGGGUGAUGAUGAGAAGUACUUUAAGCCGGAGGGCACCGAUGAGGAGAAGCUCGCCGGCGGCAGCUUCAAAAUGGGUGGCCAGCCGGGAGGUCUGGGCAUGUUCGGACCCAUGGGAUCGAUGGGCCGAGGUGUGGGCAACUCCAGUAUGCUGCACAAGGCAGGCAAUUCGCAGAACCCCAUGCUGCUCAAGCUACUCAACGAAAAGACCGAGGAGGAUGAUGGCAACGGAUCGGGUGGUGGACCGGGUUCCAUGAACAACUCCCGACAGAGCGAGCUGAUGCGCCAGCUGAAGAAUCCGGAUGGAGGUGGCCAUGGCAUGCACCGUGGCAGUGCCAGCGGCAACAUGAGCACCGAGGAUCUGAAGGCCAUGCUCAAGAUCCAGAGCGAUCCGUCGCUGAGUCGCAAGCGAUCGCUCAACGAGCCCGACGACGACCCCUCCGCCAAGCGGUCGGAGGACAAGCCCAGCAAACUGUGCACACAGAACAAGAUGUUGGCCAAGCUACUGCAGAAUCCGCCAAAGAUACCCAAAGCCCCCAAUCCCGAGCAGCCACUGCAAGUGAAGACGCUGCCGGACAUAACCAGCUCCACGGUGAGCAGUACGCUGGCCGCGCCGGGCAACCUCAUUAGCGCUGGCAGCACGGGACCCAAAGCGGCCGCCAACCGCAACCGAAAGCAGCAGCAGCAGCAACAGCAGCAGCAGCAACAACAGCAGCAGCAGCAGCAACAGGCCGCCGGCAUUCCUUCCCAGCAGCAACAACAGCAGCCAAACGAUGUCUACCUCAGCCAGCAGCAGCAACAGCAACUGCAGCCGCCGCAGCUGGCCUUCCAGCACCAGCAACAGCAACUGGCGACCACAGCAACUACCUCAAUUACCACAGCGGCCUCCACUUCGGCUGCGGCGGCUGCAGCUGCAGCAGCGGCGGCCAUUCUGGGCGAUGGCGACUCGGAGCUGUCCAAGCUGCUGGACAGCGUAAUGGAGUAUUAUCCGGAUGAUACUCCCAUCGUGACGAAUGCCCCAUCUGAGGCGUCGGCCAUCAACGAUAUCCAAAAGUCGCUGAUGCAAGACGUGGAGUCGACGGCCUUUGGCAACGACCUAACCCAGCAGCUUAUGAUGAGCCAGCAGCAGCAGCACCAGCAACAACAGCAGCAGCAACAGCUUCUGGCGUUGCAGCUGGCACAGCAGCAACAGCAGCAGCAGCGACAGCAACAUCUGCAACAGCCGCCCGCCUAUCCGGGAAUGCUCAACAUGCAGCAGCAGCAGCAACACCAGCAGCAGCAACAGCAAAACCAGCACAUCAUGCAGCGUCUGGAAGCCAUGCGUAAUCAGGGCAACCAGGGUUUCCAGCGACCACCGCCCAUGUACCCUGCCCGAGGACGUGGCCCCAUGAACGCGGUUGCCACGCCGGGGGGCGUGGUUUUGCCUGCCCAGCAGCAACUGCGAAACAUGCGACAACAGCAACAGUUGGCCGCCGCGCAGCAGAAGGAGCGAUUGCUGCAACAACAGCAGAAGCAGCAGCUACUUGUGCCCGAGAAUGCCACUGGCAUGAAUGCGGGCUUGAACAACAUUGGCUCGCUGUUGAACACGACUGUGGCUCCAAAUGUGUCCCUAUCCCGCACGAACCUGCCCUCAGACGCCCAGCUCAGUCCGAACUUUGCUCAGACCCUGAUGCAGCAGCAGCUCAGUCCAGGUCGCAGCGCGCCCUACAGUCCGCAGCCCAAUCAAGGCUAUGCCCCCCAGUUCCCGCAGCCCGGCCAACGUCUCUCCCCGCAGCAGCAGCAGCAGCUCAGCCAGCAGCAGCAGAACAGUGUCCAGCAGCAACAGUUGGCCUACCAGCAGCAGCAACAGCAGCAGCAGCAACAGGUCGGCGAUGGCGGACGUUCCAACACUCCGUUUGGCUCCAACUCGGGAAUGCAGUCGCCGGGCAUGCAGAAUAGCCCACAGCAGUGGGGAGCUGGCGGAGGAGGAGGCGGUGGACCCGGUGGUCCACUGCCAGCUGGUAACGCCGGAAGAACGCUGCAGCAGCACAACCCGAUGCUCAUCGCCCAGCUGCAGGGCGUGAGUCCGUAUAACGCGCGUCAAUACCAACAGAACCAGAGACGCGGCCUCAAUUCCCCGGGAGCCGUGGGACCCGGCGGCAAUCCGGCAGCCCAGGCGGCGGCUCUGCAGCGGCAGAACUCGUUCCAGGGACAGGGCGGUGGCGGGGCCACGACGCCCGACGGUUUCGGUGGUCCACAAUCGCCCUACGGCGGCAAUGUCAACGUUUUCCAGCAGCAACAGUUGCAGCGACUGCAGCGGCAGGGCAGCGUUCCACAGGCCACCCAACAUCUGCCAGGCUCGCCACGCUUUGGCUCCUCACCGGGCAGCAGCAACACCACUGAUAGCUCAGCUGCCGCCGGCAACCAGCAGCAGCAGCAGCAGCAGCAACAGCAACAGCAGCAGCAGCAACAUCAGCAGCAGCAUCAGCAACAGCAGCAGCUGAUGAACGGGCUGAGCAUGUCGCCACAUCCGCAUCCGGCGAUGAUGGGCGUGGGCGGCAUGGGCAGUGGCGGUGGCAACGGCAUCAUUGGCCUGGGCGGCGGGGGCGGCAGCUAUGGUGCCACCCUUGGCGGCUACGGUCAACCGCAGCAGGCGAAUGAUUUCUAUGGUCGCGCGCAGACCGCUGGCGGUGGCGGCGGCGUAGCCGGUGGCAAUGCCAAUUCCGAGUUUGUUAAGCAGGAGCUGCGAGCGGUGGUCAGUGUGCGGGCCCAGCAGGCGGCUGCGGCGGCCACGGGCGGAGGCGGCGGCGGCGGAGGAGGCGUGGCUCAGCGGGGACAGACGCCGCAGAGUCCGCUGCAGCAGGGCGCUGUGAUCGGGGGCGUGGGCGGCAUCGUGGGCGGGGCCAACAGUACAAACACGAUGGGCAACGUCACGCCCACGGGCAGCGGCAAUGUCAACUCCAUGCUCAACACGCCGCCAGAUCCAACGCUGGGCUUUAGUUUUGAGACGCCGGACUUCUUCACCAGCAGCGCUACGAGGUGACCCUAAGGUGACUAAUUCAAACCCAAGGAUCACAUACAACCAAUACUUCUCUUGCGCACGCAUUUAUGGCUCUAUUUAACAAAAAAAAACAAAAAACAAUAGGAAAUCAAAGGAUGGAAGAGGGGAAGCAUGUAAAUCUAAUUAAAAAUAUUAGCGCAGCACUAUUUAAAAAAUAUAUACCUAAAUAUAUUUAUUUUAUAAUACUAGCAAAUAUUAAUUGUAAAGCAAAAUGGGAACCUCGUCUAAAGAAUUCGCGAAAUCAUAGUUACCAGACACAAGCUAUAGUUAAAUAUUUUCAAAACCGCAAAACAACUUCAAGAAACGAUGGUAAAAUGAUUAAAGAAAUGCAUAUUUAUUACGUUUAAUGAUAAAGCCUAGUUAUAAGAGCUAUAUAUACAAAAGAUGGAAAACAGAAACAAAGCAAAAACAUAAAUAGUAACGCGUUAAGUGCUGACCGUUUCGAGGUGUUGUUAAAUUGAUAUAUGUAUAUUUAAAAGGAAAUAACAUUAAUAUUGUAUGACAUUUGGAGAGGCGUUGGCAGCCGCAGCAGUUGGCUAAGCUCUAGAUAUAACGACAAGCGAUAAUGUAAUGUAUACAAUUUGAAGGGAAAACAUGUAACAUGUAACACACAAAACACAAACUUGCUGUAUAUUUAAAAGUAGUGUUGAAUUUUUCAGUGUGAUAAUUUGUUAAAUUUUAUAUACUAAAUGUUGCUAAUUUGUUGCUGCAAAAGCACGAGGACCUCCACGUCCAAUGGCUUUGCUCUACCUUCUAAUUUUUUACACAUUUUCAAGCAUCUUCGAACAUUACUUCUCUUUGAACUAGCAAUUUACCAAUCGUAUCCCAAAUAUUUCUCUUCGUCUACGAUUAGUAAAACUGUCCCUGUAACUGUACAUAUUUUCACUUAACAAUUCUUCUAAGUUGAGCCGCCUUAAAUUUUAAUUUGUAAUUUAGUUAAUGCUCGUUUAAAUUUAUUGUAACUAUUUUUAGAUACUUUUAUAUCAAAGCGAGAAAGCAAAGCGCGCAAAGCAAAGUUGGCGUUGCAAUUUCAUGUGAAGGCUAUUUUACAGGUUUUGUUUAAACUAAUAUGUAAUUUUAACCAUUUUUAUAUUAACUAUUAAACAUUAAAUAUAAUACAUUGGCUUGUAUGAUUCGAAACACUUUCAAUGAACACUUUGCAAGCUUUAGCGGAGCAAAAACGUUUCACGUUUUCUAUUAUGUAAUUUUUUAUUGAUUUUUGAUUUUGUUUAAAUCCGUAAGUCUAUUAAGUUGGGUUCAAUCGUUAUAAAUAUUAUUUUAAAGAAGAAACGAUACAAAUGCUAUACAAAUAUUAUUGAUAUAAAUUUAGUUUAUAAUUUUAUUAAAAUACUGUUUAAACUGCAAAGCCCUAAAUAAAAAUUUAUAUACAAUAUAUUAAAAACUAACCGUUUUCUUUAUUUACCAUUUUUUGAUUUCUUUAACAAAUUAUGAUACUGAGACAAGGCCCCAAAACAACGACAAACAACACGAAUAAAUGGAAUACAUGAUUCAAGAAUGCGGCGAUAUUAACACUUGGGAAAAUAGAAAUACCUCUCGUUAAGUUCAAAAACGUAUGAUAAAAUACAAAUUUAUGAAAAUAUUGAGCAUAACCGAAUAAUCAUUGAAAUAUAUUAAGAUGACUAAAGAAAGUGUAAAUAGAUUGCAAAUGGUUCAGAUAAAAUUACUUCAACAUCUAUUACAGAAAAUAAUUUUUAGACGCUGCUAGCUAAAUUACAAUUGUCACACUCAAAUAAAUAGCUUAAGAUGAGUUUUUUUCUUUAAGAGGCUACAUUUAAUGCAAUUAAAUUAAAAAUUAAAAAGCAUGAAACGGAAAAGAUGUCGGCCAGUUUUCGGCGCCCAGCUCUCCCCUAGUUUUUUAUACUGACAAAACCUCAAACCAGGAAAGUAUAAGUAUAACAAAUGAAUAUACACAAGUAUACUGCAUUUAGCAUUAUAUAUACACCUAUAAAAAUAGUUUUAAUGCCAGUUAUUCAUAUAUACCAAUUCAUAAAUAUAUAUUUAUACGGUGUAAGGAUAUAGCAAAUUUCACACACAGCAACACAAAAAGUACAUAUAAAGUGCAUUAAUGAAUUUAAGCAUUUAAUGAAAUUAAUUAAUUUAUAAGCAUAACGAAAUAUAGGGGAUUAUUUCGAAUAUAUUUAAAAUAAAUAAAUAUUUACAAACGGUAUAAACUUCAUAGAGAAUAUAAGAGAAUAACCCAGUACACUUAAAUCUAACUAACCCCAAUGCAAAUAAUAUUUACGCGAAAGCAAAGCGGACUUACUUUUGAUAAGAAUACCUACUUAAGUGCAUAUUUGAUUUGGUAAGUUAUUCUGUUAUCGUGCACGGUUAUCGAUCCAGUUGUACAGUUGCGGCAACAAAAAUAGCACCAGUGUGUAGGCAAUUCUUCUUUGUGCUACAGAAUGGUAAUUUUUUGCAAUAUUUUUAUUCUGUUUGUAAGGGUAAGUAGGGUUACAUAUCUAUUAACUAAAAUAAAAGUGGUUACGCCCACAAUACGGAUGGUUUUUAAAAUUUCGAUACAUUUAUCAAAAAAGUAGCAAAGUUAUGCGGCAACAAAAAUAGCACCACUUAAAUAAAAAACUUAAAAAACUUAAAAAUAACGCGAUUUGAAAAUUUUUUUUGAUUGAAAUGUAUGAUUUCAUACACCUUAAGGUAAAAAAAUAUUGUUCUAAAGCUUGGGCUGCAACAACAACAACAACAACGACCGACCUUGACGUCACUAGACACCAGAAUCUUCCCUUGGCAAAAUUGUUGUCUGGCUCUUUCAAAAUAGCUCGAGGGCAGUUUUUUUUCUUCGGUUUUGCAUUAAAAACAUAGUUUUUAACAUUUCUGCAAAGAUUUUCGAUGUGUUUUAGUUCUGGGGCUUGUAAGGUCCCCAUUAUACCAUUUAGCUUAAGGGUUUUAAAA
Drosophila suzukii is the source of this 10544-nucleotide messenger RNA. It is a transcript of the gene tai, whose product is annotated as basic helix-loop-helix family member taiman. Gene Ontology annotation, cellular component: nucleus. The record is from RefSeq and is a predicted model, not a curated record. Lineage: Eukaryota; Metazoa; Arthropoda; Insecta; Diptera; Drosophilidae. Gene Ontology annotation, molecular function: nuclear receptor binding; protein dimerization activity. Gene Ontology annotation, biological process: positive regulation of transcription by RNA polymerase II; cellular response to hormone stimulus.